Molecule: messenger RNA, 1268 nt
Organism: Megachile rotundata (alfalfa leafcutting bee)
Lineage: Eukaryota; Metazoa; Arthropoda; Insecta; Hymenoptera; Megachilidae
Product: NEDD8-conjugating enzyme UBE2F
Source: RefSeq, a predicted model, not a curated record
AUCGAUGUUAUUUUUUCUACUGUAAUAUGCUAUUAUCGCCAUCUAUAGCAAAAAAACAUAAAUAAACUUUUGGUGCGGUGAAAUAUUUACCGUUUAAUUUUAAAUGUUUGAUAGUUGGAAAAGUUAAUACGAAAAUUAUCGCAAUGAACAUUGAUUAGACACAAUUUGAAAAUCAAUAUAUAUAAAAGUAGUGUGAUAUUUAUAGUGUCAGGAGGAACAUUUAUAAGUAUAAAUUGUACAGUGGUAUAAUAACAAUUUUGCGUUUUGAAGUAACAAGCUAUUUGAAUUCUUAUAAAUCAUAUGAAUUUUUAGAAUUAUCUGCUUGCAGAUUUUCUGAAAAUAUGAUCACCUUAAGAGGAAAAUUGAAAAAGGAUAAUGACAUAGCAAACUCAAAAAGUAAAGAUUAUAAUAAUCGUGUUUCUGUUCGAGAUAAACUAUUGAUUAAAGAGGUUCAAGAAAUGGAACAUACUUUACCAACUACAUGUCAGGUUAAAUUUCAUGAUCCACAUUGUCUACAUGAAUUUAUUCUUUUGAUUAUUCCUGAUGAAGGAUAUUGGAUUGGAGGCAGAUUUUAUUUUCAGAUUUAUAUACCUGAAGAUUAUAAUAUGGCUCCUCCAAAAGUCAAGUGCUUAACAAAGUUAUGGCAUCCUAAUAUAAGCGAGGAUGGUGAUGUGUGUCUUUCAAUAUUGAGGCAAAGUAGUAUAGAUGGAAUGGGUUGGGCACCAACUCGUAAACUUAAGGAUGUUGUAUGGGGUUUGAAUUCUCUUUUUACUGACCUUUUAAAUUUUGAUGACCCUUUGAAUAGAGAAGCAGCUGAUUUAUUUAUUAAAGAUAAAGAAUCUUUUCGAAGUAAGGUUAAAGAUUAUGUUAUGCAAUAUGCAAAAAGAUGAUUUAAAUUAAUGAAUAACCUUAUGACAGUAUAAUUGUACAUUUAUGAAAUUAGCUUUUUAUUUCAAUGAAAACAUUCAAUCCAGAUAAGAAGUACCUUUUUUUUUGUAUUACUAUUUUUUGCUACUAGUCCUCUGAUUCUACAGAGAUUGUAUUUGUUAUCCUAAUUUUUUUUUUAUUCAUGCGCAGCUUUUAAGCAUUUUAUCAAUUUAUUUUAAUUAAUAUGAAAUUUAUUCUUAACGGUUGAAGGAACGAGGGCAAAGGACGUGUACAAUAUACUUACCUUCUUUAUAGAGCAUUGUAAUGAUGGCAAAUCAUAAUUUGUAAAUAAAUUACAUAUUUAAUAAUAAAACUUGACCCCAGUGUGUGGAAUUUUUAAA